Molecule: messenger RNA, 1011 nt
Organism: Aspergillus ibericus CBS 121593
Lineage: Eukaryota; Fungi; Ascomycota; Eurotiomycetes; Eurotiales; Aspergillaceae
Product: inositol phosphorylceramide synthase regulatory subunit KEI1
Exons: 2
Coding region: 1-1011 (336 amino acids)
Biological process (GO): inositol phosphoceramide metabolic process
Cellular component (GO): inositol phosphoceramide synthase complex; Golgi membrane
Molecular function (GO): inositol phosphoceramide synthase regulator activity
Source: RefSeq, a predicted model, not a curated record
AUGGGGUUAUCAACCCGUCUUCUCCGCAUCCCGCGGCCAGAGACCUUCCUCUACGUUAUGAGCCUACAGACGGGCGCCUCUUUGAUCACCCUGUCGUUGCUCCUCAACAAAAUCAGCGGCCUUUAUGGCUUACUCGCCCUGUUGACCGGUUACCAUCUAUCCCCCGUGCAGCUGUCGAUGUACCUCUACUCCCUCCUCGCUCUCGGCCUCACUGCCUACCUCUUCCCGCACAUCCGGAAACAAUCUCCGUUACAAUGUCUUGCGCUCGCCUGGCUCUAUGUCUUCGAUAGUUUGAUCAAUGCCGCCUACACUGCGGCCUUCGGUGUGACGUGGUUCCUCGUCGUCUCUCAACAUUACGACAACGGCAGCGCCUCGGGACCCGGUGGCGAGACCAUCGCCCAGACCGCCGGCUUUACAAGCCCCAAGUAUGCCUCCAAAGGAGAUGGCGAUCACUACGCAAGGAGACCGGACCCUCUCGGCAACGCUGUGGCGCAGCCGGAAAGUUUCCAAAGCAUCCUAAUCAUUUGCUCUCUCUGGAUCGUCCGCGCCUAUUUCGUCUUCGUCAUGCUUGCCUUUGCGCGCCAGGCCCUACGCCUCCACAUCGCCGUGCCUCGUCAUACCCAACUUCCGACCCACAGUCGCAAUACUUCCAUCGCCAGCGUCGCCAGUGUUGCGGACAUCGACCGGGAGCCCUUCUCACCGUAUAGCCCUGAUGGUCAAGGGUGGCAGGGAAAGCUGGGGCGCAUCAUGAUCGGCAUUGGUCGCAACUACUGGCUUGGUGAAGACGAGGAAGGCGGCAACUGGAUGGUUACCCUUGGCCGCCGCUUCCGGGCUCGUGGUGAAGACACCGAACUUCCCGGCCCUCUUGAAAGGGAGAGAAGACGUCGUUCCGGGACCGGUCCUCCCCAGCCUUCCCCGUCAGCCUUUCAAGCUGUAGCCCUGCAAUCGCCGAUUCAUGAACACACCCCAGGAGCGAACGUGAAGAUGCACGGCUGGAACGAGGGCAGGUGA